Molecule: messenger RNA, 973 nt
Organism: Drosophila yakuba
Lineage: Eukaryota; Metazoa; Arthropoda; Insecta; Diptera; Drosophilidae
Exons: 1
Coding region: 671-973 (100 amino acids)
Source: RefSeq, a predicted model, not a curated record
UCCUGGAAGAGCUUUAUAGUCCAACUUCACUAAUUCUAAGGUUUGAAUGCGUGUCUCCACCGCGUGGGAUUUUUCGGAGUCGGAAUGUGAAUGCUUAAUUCGAUUUAAUUUUUACUCUUCUGUAAAUUCUAUGACUCAAAUAUAUAAAUCAGUUAGAAAUAGGGUAUAAAGAUGAAAGCAAUGUGUUUCAUCUGCAGGUGUGUGAACAAAGCCAGUGCUUUUAUUUAAUGAAAUAAAGGCGGCAGAUUAACUUUUCAAAAUUUCGAACUUACAAUUGAAGCGACUCCAUUCUACUGCAGGAACUAAGAAUCACAUAUGUAGGCGGUCCCCUGCGAUGCCUUUGAUUUAAAAUACUUGCAUAUAUAAGGACAUACAUAUAUUGGAUAUCCUUCUGUGAGUUGUCCAACAUAUGUAGGUAUGUCGCCAUCCAAGUACUCCUCCCGGGACUUUGCGUUCGACAGGUUCCUGUGUUUGUACAUCAAUUAGAUGACAUUUCGUUAGCAAAUUACUGAAGUAUGAGGUCUGGCCAUUAACAUUACGUAUGCCAAAUCCAGUAUCGACUGCGUAACCGGUUGAGCGGAUAUGAGCAGAUGUAAUUAAGAAUUGCAGAUCAAUCACCCCAUGCUUGCGGAAAGAAGGGGACUUCCGAAAAUUCCUGGAUAAGUAUAAAAUGUGGAGUUACAAGUCAGACAUAAGCAUUCUGCUGCAUCAACUCAAAAUGAGGCUACAAAUUAUACUACUGGUCGGGCUCCUGGCGCUGAUUAUGGUUCAAUCCCAAGUACUCCUCCCGGGACUUCGCGUUCAACAGGUUCCUGUGCUUGAAAAUGCCAAGAUUCGAGUAGUGCAGUACCUGGACGCGGCGUCCACAGUCACACCUGACUUGGUAAAGAAUCAAUUCAGUAGGCGAUUCACUACGCUGGCCAAACCUUUAGUUAGUGGUGCUGCACCCCAAACUCGCCUCCCAAAUUUGUAA